Onthophagus taurus is the source of this 2322-nucleotide messenger RNA. RefSeq names its product dynein axonemal intermediate chain 4-like. NCBI's taxonomy places the organism in Eukaryota, Metazoa, Arthropoda, Insecta, Coleoptera, Scarabaeidae. Gene Ontology annotation, molecular function: dynein heavy chain binding; dynein light chain binding. The record is from RefSeq and is a predicted model, not a curated record. Gene Ontology annotation, biological process: cilium movement. Gene Ontology annotation, cellular component: axonemal dynein complex.
CAUUAAUUCCUGUUAAAGUCAAAAAUGAGCAACCGAAAAGUAUCGAGAUCAUCACCGCUUACUCUUCGAACGGAAGUUUCACUUCCAAAGAAAUCUGCGAAGCCUAAAUCGAUUUUAAAGGAGUCUAAAAAGACUCAAAAAACUCUUUAUCCAGUUUAUUACAAUGGAGAGUUGGUAACACCUAAACCGUUAAAUCCCCUAAUUUACCGCGAAGGCAAAGAACGACAGAUAAGUAUAUUAAAUAUAGCAGAUAAUGCGAUUACUACCACGUUUAGUAGUAAAUCAAAGUCUAGUAUUUUUGGAUCGUUUUCGGAGACUUCUUCGAAACUUCAUACGGAAACUUUGGCUAAUAUGGGUUCGACGAAUCUUUAUACAAGUACAAAUAUCGAUAUAGCACUUUUAGAACCGCUAGUUGACAACGAUACGUUAUCGAUUGAGGGAAGUGUGGUGAUUGCGCCUCCGCCCCGAUUAGAACCAAUGCCUUCAAAAGUAAGUUUAACCCUGGUGGAGACCCCAACCAUUUUUCUUUUCGAAUUAAGUAGUAGUACGGCUGAAGCAGACACGGUCGAAGGUGAUUUAGUCGAAUCCGACAACAAAAUGUACGAAUACUUAACAGUGGGAAAAGGAAGAAAUCGCAAAGUGGUUUGUGCCGAAGUUCAAACAAUCCCUGUUUUGCUAAAAACCCGAGAUACAACUGCAGUUAGGUACAGAACUAAAAGUGAUUAUGCUUACGCUUCCGGUUGGGAUAUGUACGACACUUAUAACGAGGUCAAAGACGAAGAUGAGGAAAAUAACAUUCCAUUAGCUGCGAAAGAGAGUGUGCAGGUUUCUAUAGAUAGUUUUCAAGUUCCAUCUGAAGAAAAGCAAAUGAUGGCAUUAGUUAAAACGCCGGAAUUUCUAAACGCUCUUUGUGUCGUUGAAAGAUUAUUGGCGAAUAACAAUUUUAAUGCGCAACAGAAAAGAUUUCGGGGAUUAAGCGAUCCGGAUCCAUUUCGAGAAAAAAUCGAAUAUAAAUAUGAAUUGAAUUUAUUGUGGACUUUUGCAAAUGAAAAAACCGCGGGGAGAUGCGCCACUACGAUGUGUUGGAAUCCUUCGAAUCAAGAUAUUUUAGCUGUUGGGUAUGGAAAGUUUUAUUACUCCGAACGCACCACGGGAUUGGUGAUGAUUUGGAAUAUAAAAAAUCCGGUGCAACCUGAAAGAACGUACAAUUUUUCCGAACCUGUUACAGCUGUAGAUUUCUCAAAGCAACAUCCAAAUGUUUUGGCAAUUGGGUUUUAUGAUGGCACAAUUAAAGUGAUUGAAAUUUCUGAUCACGAGUUAAUGGUAUUAGGGGAAAGUAGCCGAGAAGAUAGUCCCAUAUUCGAACCAAUUUGGCAAUUAACUUGGUAUACAGAUCAAGAUUACUACAAAGGUAUUGAAUUUUUAAUGGUUGCGAGUCAAGAUGGUCGACUUAGUAGAUUUACACUUGAACAAGCUUCUUAUAUGCCAUAUUUUCAUUUGAUGAGAGUCUCACGAGCUGAAGGAAGAAUAAAAGGGUUAAAAUCAACGCGAAAAUGCGUUAUUCCCGGAAUUCCAAUCGCGAGACAUCCCGCCUCUUUAGUUAUGACGGAACAUCCCAUAAAUCCAAAUAUUUAUUACGUCGGAACAUCCGAAGGGGUCAUCCAUAAAUGUUCAAAAAAUUAUUACCAUCAACACUUAGAUUUAUUCUUAGGCCACGAAGGUCCGAUAUAUCAAUUUAAAUUUUCCCCAUUUUGUAAUAAAGUUUUUUUAACGUGCGGAGAUGACUGGGUCGUUAGAAUCUGGGCAGAAGGGAUUUCAACGCCACUUUUGGAACUUGGUAAAACAAUGCUAUCCGUGCAAGGUGCCGAUUGGUGUCCAGCUUUUUCAACGAUAAUCGCCAGCAUAACCGGAAACGACAUUUUUUUGUGGGAUUUACAAAGAAAAGUUUACGCGCCCCAAUCCGUAACAAAAUCGCCUACGAAAGCUCGGUGUACUUUGGUUGAAUUUACACAAAGCGGAAGGUGCCUGGUCGUUGGAGAUAUUGAAGGAAAUAUUAUGAUUUUUUCGUUGGAGGAUAUGCCAUUUCAAGCGUUUUAUCAAGAUAAGUUGCUUACGCAAGCUAUUAAAAGGGAGUUGGUUAUCGUUCCUGAGUUGGCAAGAAAAGUGGAAAAAUUGGAUGGAUUGUCUUAUAAACGUGAAAAGUCUACCAAAAAUUUUCAAUAAUAAAUUACACAUUUUAUUAUGAAACAAAAAAGUGACUAAGUUUGGUUUAGAAGAGGUUGUAUUGGGAAACAUUUUUAUUAAUAAACAAAUAUAUAUUUU